GCGCCUGCGUACUAAGCAUCUGGUUCGGUCUCUGGCCCGAGGGAAGCCGGUCUUUUCCGGCUGACCUCGCGGCCAGGGCUGGUCGGAGGAUUCCCAUUCAUUAAGCCAUCUACUCCUCCGCCCAGUACUCGUAGCCAGGGUCGUAUCAGUUCUCCAUCAACUUGCGUGGGGCCUUGGACGAGCUUCCUGGCGCUCCCUGUCAGUGGCGAAACGGUUUUCUCCCUCUGUCCUUUUCCUGACUUCAAACCGCCCCCGGCGCUCGGCCCCUCCCCCACGCGGUCUCGCAGGCUACGCCGGACUCGCAGCCUCGCCGCCUCGCCGUUUCCCACUGCGCCGGCUGCUGCGCGGGUACCCAAGCCGGGAAAUUCUCCCUGCAGCCCCCUGCCGGCGUUUCUGAUAGGUGAAAAUAAAGCACAUGGAAUUCCUUAGAAAAGGCCACAGUAUGCCCUACUGUGGAGGUUUGGACACAUGGUGCAUUUGAAAAUGUUUGCCCCUUUGGGGGCAGUGGCAUGUUUUUAGUGCGUGGUUUAGCGAGUGAUCUAAACUUCUCCAGUGUUCUAAUUUUUACAGCUGCUUUGCUUUCCCUGUGGAUGUAACCCCUUAGCUGGCAUUUUGCAUCCCAAUUGUCUUGUGAUGGAGGCGUCUUUGGGGAUUCAAAUGGAUGAGCCAAUGGCUUUUUCUCCCCAGCGUGACCGGUCUCAGGCUGAAGGCUCUCUAAAAAAAAACGAGCAGAAUUUUAAACUUGCAGGUGUUAAAAAAGAUAUUGAGAAGCUUUAUGAAGCUGUACCACAGCUUGGGAAUGUGUUUAAGAUUAAGGACAAAAUUGGAGAAGGCACUUUCAGCUCUGUUUAUUUGGCCACAGCACAGUUACAAGUAGGACCUGAAGAGAAAAUUGCUCUAAAACACUUGAUUCCAACAAGUCAUCCUGUAAGAAUUGCAGCUGAACUUCAGUGCCUAACAGUGGCUGGGGGGCAAGAUAAUGUCAUGGGAGUUAAAUACUGCUUUAGGAAGAAUGAUCAUGUAGUUAUUGCUAUGCCGUAUCUGGAGCAUGAGUCGUUUUUGGACAUUUUGAAUUCUCUUUCCUUUCAAGAAGUACGGGAAUAUAUGUUUAAUCUGUUCAAAGCUUUGAAACGCAUCCAUCAGUUUGGUAUUGUUCACCGUGAUGUUAAGCCCAGCAAUUUUUUAUAUAAUAGGCGCUUGAAAAAGUAUGCCUUGGUAGACUUUGGUUUGGCCCAAGGAACCCAUGACACGAAAAUAGAGCUUCUCAAAUUUGUCCAGUCUGAAGCUCAGCAGGAAAGGUGUUCACAAAACAAAUCCCACAUAAUCACAGGAAACAAGAUUCCAUUGAGUGGCCCAGUACCUAAGGAGCUGGAUCAGCAGUCCACCACAAAAGCUUCUGUUAAAAGACCCUACACAAAUGCACAAAUUCAGAUUAAACAAGGAAAAGAUGGAAAGCUCAUGAAGCAGUCAAAGACUGUGGAUGUACUGUCUAGAAAGUUAGCAACAAAAAAGAAGACUAUUUCUGCAAAAGUUAUGAAUAGUGGUGUAAUGAGGAAAACUGCCAGUUCUUGCCCAACUAGCCUGACCUGUGACUGCUAUGCAACAGAUAAAGUUUGUAGUAUUUGCCUUUCAAGGCGUCAGCAGGUUGCCCCUAGGGCAGGUACACCAGGAUUCAGAGCACCAGAAGUCUUGACAAAGUGCCCCAAUCAAACUACAGCAAUUGACAUGUGGUCUGCAGGUGUCAUAUUUCUUUCUUUGCUUAGUGGACGAUACCCAUUUUAUAAAGCAAGUGAUGAUUUAACUGCUUUGGCCCAAAUUAUGACAAUUCGGGGAUCCAGAGAAACUAUCCAAGCUGCUAAAACUUUUGGGAAAUCAAUAUUAUGUAGCAAAGAAGUUCCAGCACAAGACUUGAGAAAACUCUGUGAGAGACUCAGGGGUAUGGAUUCUAACACUCCCAAGUUAACAAGUGAUAUACAAGGACCUGCUUCUCAUCAACCAACUGUUUCAGAGAAGACUGACCAUAAAGCUUCUCGCCUCAUACAAACACCUCCAGGACAAUACUCAGGGAAUUCAUUUAAAAAGGGGGAUAGUAAUAGCUGUGGGUGUUGUUUUGAUGAGUAUACUACCAAUUUAGAAGGCUGGAAUGAGGUACCUGAUGAAGCUUAUGACCUGCUUGAUAAACUUCUAGAUCUAAAUCCAGCUUCAAGAAUAACAGCAGAAGAAGCUUUGCUGCAUCCAUUUUUUAAAGAUAUGAGCUUGUGAUGAUGGGUCUUCAUUUAAUGUUUACUGUUAUGAGGUAGAAUAAAAAAGAAUAUUUUGUAAUAGCCAUAAGUUCUUGUUUAGAGACCAGAGCAGGAUUAAUAAUUUAUUUUAACAUUUUAGUGUUUGGUGGCACAUUCUAAAAUAUAGAUUAAGAAUACUUAAAAUGCCUGGGAUAGUUGUUGGGACUAACAACAUGAUCUUCUUUGAGUUAAACCUACCUAAGUAGAUUUUAGGUGGGUUCCUUAUUAGGUCAGAUUUUUAGUUUCCCUAAUUACUUUUCACUGACAUAUGCAGAAAAAGGAGCAGUUUUAGUUUUAAUUAAUUAAAAUUAACGGAUGUGAUGAGGAUUAAAUGAAUCAAAAGACUUAAUUUGUAGAUUUUUUUAGAGUUAUGAGCUAUGUAUACUUUGGGGAAACUCAACCUGGUGCUGGUGCUCUAACAAUGUAAGAAAAGAAGAUAAUUUCCUUUUCUAGAGGUACAUAUUACGCCUUUUAUGAACACUAAAACAAUGAGGAAAUGUUGGUCAUGGGGCAAAGUAUCACCUAAAAUUGAAUUUAUCCAUUUUUUAAAAACACUUUAUGAAAGCAUUUUAGUGUGAAUUGCCAUUUUUUCUUAAUGGCUUCUCGAUUUUCUUCCUUCUCUGCCCCUACCAAAAACAUUCUCCUCGGAAAUUACAUGGUGCUGACCACAAAGUUUCUGGAUGUUUUAUUAAAUAUUGUAUGUGUUUACAGUUGGGAAUUUAAAAUAAUAUAUACACUGGUUGAUAAAGGGAAGCUGCAGGACCAAGGUGAAGAUUGAUAGUCCAAAUGCUUUUCUUUUUUGAGGUGUAUAUUUUUUCACACCAUCUUAGAUAUAAUUAGGUAGCUGCUGAAAGGAAAAGUGAAUACAGAAUUGACAGUAUUAUUGGAGAUUUUUCCUCUGCAUAGAGCCAUCCAGAUCUCUGUAUCCUGUUUUGACUAAGUCUUAGGUGGGUUGGGAAGAGAGAAAAUGAAGUAGGCAAAGAGAAAAGGACCUAAGAUAGAGGUCCAUAUUCAGAAAUGAUAUAUAUCAAUGACAGCAUAUCAAACUUCCUAUGGGAAAAAGUCUGGUGGUUGAGUCAGCUGACAGAUUUCCCAUUUAGUAGUCAUAAAAUACAGAAAUAGUUGAGGGACAUAUAUUCAUUUUGUUAUUUUGAGCAUUGGUAGAUUAGUAUAUCUACCUAAUCUGUUUGGUAAUUAUAGGGUAUAUCUAUAUAAACCAUUACCAUUGAUCUGCUCUGUCUUAUGCCAUAAUCUUAAAAAAAAUUGAAUGCUCUUGAAUUUGUAUAUUUAAUAAAGUUAUCCUUUUAUAUUUUU
Macaca mulatta (Rhesus monkey) is the source of this 3596-nucleotide messenger RNA. The record is from RefSeq and is a predicted model, not a curated record. Lineage: Eukaryota; Metazoa; Chordata; Mammalia; Primates; Cercopithecidae.